This is a messenger RNA of Cladocopium goreaui, 762 nucleotides long. The record is from the annotation of a GenBank genome assembly. NCBI's taxonomy places the organism in Eukaryota, Dinophyceae, Suessiales, Symbiodiniaceae.
AUGGGUGGUGGUGCGUUCACACAUUGGUUUGAGGGGUGGCCGCAACAGCAGCCGAAGCCCUCCUCGACGAAGAGACAGCCGAAGCCCUCCGAGGAGUGGUUAGCACGGGCAUUGGAGGAUGCAGAACAUAGGAGAGGCCGAAAUGGCAAGGAUAGCCGGAGCCCACCAAGGAGGGCUGCGCGGCGAUCGCCGCCCCGACGAAGCUCACGGAGCCCACGGCGGCGCAGUCCGCCGCGGUAUCGGAGUCGCAGCAGAGGACGAGGCGGCGACUCCUACCGUAUCCCUCCGCCCAAGCAUCGGCCAGAGGGUGUGUCCCAACCAGCAGUGCAGAUCACCCCUGAGAUGCGUGCAGCAUCUGUAGAAUGUGAGGGAUUUCUGUAUGCCACCAUUGAUUUCACGCCACCCAGCACCAUCUGCACUGUGUCUGCGGAAGUGCCAAAGAGUUAUGAUGGCAAGAGAUGCACCGAUGAUGUGGUGCUCCAAUGGAACAACCUUCCGAACGGUUGGAAGCAGGCUCCAUCCAACCUGCCGGCGGUUCUGGAGAAAGUGGUGAAACCCUACCAGUGGGGCACGCAUUUGCUGGUCAUGGAGGACGGAAAGGCCUACCGAACCCCUGGCUGCGGAUCUAAAGGCGAUCCAGGAGGGCUGCAGAUGAUUUGGGAGUUCGAAAAGGGGCCAGGGAGAUUGAAACUCCAGCGCUUGGGCGGCUCGCAGUCCUACUGGUAUGGAAAGCUGUUGAUCCGGGCGCCGGUGCCAAACUGA